AGGGCGUUGUCAGACGGAGCCGAGCCCACAGGACGAGCCGUCAGUCUGCUGCUAACAGCUAUCGCGCUAGCCAUGAUGAGCUAACCCGGAGCUACCGAGACUUUUCAUUUCACCUCUCCAGCCUUCGUUAUCGGUCGGUCGCCAGUUUUGAAUUGAUUCAAAGAGACGUCCAGUUGAAGCGUAGCCACUGCUGCUGGCCUCUCACGCAGCCUUCACUUCCUUCCUUCCAGAUUUUUCGGUAUCCACUCAGAUCACGUGGCACAACCAAACAUGGCAGCUGCUAAACCCAAAGGGCAGAAUUCUCUGGCCCUCCACAAAGUGAUCAUGGUGGGCAGCGGUGGAGUCGGGAAGUCGGCCCUCACCCUCCAGUUCAUGUACGACGAGUUUGUGGAAGACUAUGAGCCCACCAAAGCAGACAGCUACAGGAAGAAGGUGGUCCUGGACGGAGAGGAGGUCCAGAUCGACAUCCUGGACACGGCCGGACAAGAGGAUUACGCAGCCAUCCGGGACAACUACUUUCGCAGCGGUGAAGGAUUCCUCUGUGUUUUUUCCAUCACAGAACUGGAGUCAUUCACAGCCACAGUGGACUUCAGAGAGCAGAUCCUGCGAGUAAAGGAGGACGAGAACGUGCCCUUCCUCCUGGUGGGGAACAAAUCAGACUUGGACGACCGACGGCAGGUCAGCGCCGACGAGGCCAAGGCUCGUGCCGAGCAGUGGGGCGUCUGCUAUGUGGAGACUUCCGCCAAAACCCGUGCCAACGUGGACAAGGUCUUCUUCGAUCUGAUGAGGGAGAUCCGAGCGAGGAAAAUGGAGGACAGCAAAGAGAAGAACGGCAAGAAGAAAAGCAGUUUGGCCAAGAGAAUUCGAGAGCGCUGCUGUAUUUUAUAGUGGCGAACAGGACGAGCAGGAGCUGCUGGUGUACAUACACAUUUCUCAGACUUUAAUUCGUGCCCAUACCUGAGCGAGACCACCAGACCCUCAGGGGUUAGUGAGGUGGACCUCCAUACAUUUAUAGCUCUAACUUUUUAUGUGCUGACACUCCAAAUAAUUUAUGUAAUCUCUCUCUCUCUCUAUUCAUCCGACGACAGAGUAAAGACAUGAAUAAUCCUUUGAGCUUCAAAAGAAGCUGACUCCUGAAACGUUUCAGUUGUUAAGUGUUUUCAGUGUAGUGCAAAAAAAGAAGAGUAGAGUGUGGGUAAAACCUAUAAACCUGGCUCGUAGAAUUAAGCCACAGUUUGCCUGAAUAAUCUGUGAGCGGAUUAGACAGCGAAGCGUCAACUGAGGGGAGCACUUUAUUAAUAUAUGGCUUUGUUUAUUUGGACAGCAAUACCUCAGAAAGGCGGCACUUCUGCCGGGAUGGACGGCUGAAAGUUGGACGAUUGAAAAUCGCGUCACGAUUAAAGAGCAAUCUGACUGCAGGAAAUGCUGUUGAGGCUGGACUGAGGCACUCAAGAGGAAGUCAAGUACACCUCAGCUAAAGCUACUUAGCUUGUGCGAUCAAUGACAUUUAAAAAAUGAGCAGUACGUUCUCGCUAAGUGAAUUUACACGUUCAUAUUAUAAUUGAUGUCAGCGAAGUCUUGAGUGAGAAUUAAAUUAAGCACUUUGAAAACCACCUUUUAAUAUUGGGUGACAUUUGUAGUCGUCAUUUCAGACUAUGUUUUUUUGUCUGUGCUAAUGCUAAUUCAUGCUAAUCUGUCGGUGUCAUGUUCUGAUGAACGCUGUAUCAAGAACAGCGUUGCUCAUUUUGUAUUGGACCCUAAGUAAGAGAGUUCUAUUUUAGUAAACAAGUGAGUUCAGUCUUCAACAUCUUCCUGACAAAUACACUCAUAAAUGCUUCUAAAAAACGCAAAGGGAGACCCAAACUAGUUAUUUAGCCACUAAGUUUUCUACUUAUUUUAUACUUCUAUCGACUAGUUGGCCAACAAAUAUUGCCAUCAUUAAACAGCCUUUGUUUUUCAGAGGGUUCACCUUUUAUUUUCAAGCCUUUAGAAUAGGGAAAGUACAGAAUUCUAUCACAGAUAAAUAGAUUUUCUUUGUAUUACAUUAGUUCAUGUAGUGAUGACCUGGAUAAUUCAUCAAGUAUUAAUUGUAUUCAAUGUUUUGAGCCUCUUGUGAGCAAUACUAUAAGAAUCUAUUGCUUUUAAUUUGAAAAUGUUGCAUGUGGACCAGUUGUCUACUAAAAUAUGCAGCUGGUUUUCAAUAUAUAUCAGAUUUAUGCAACUGAAUUGGUCUUCCACCGACAAAUUUCUGUCUCGAGUCACUCGUCUUUAGUCACUCCUGGACUGGUUUGACUUUUAAAGUGGGGUGUUAAUACAAAUACAAAUAGCCUGAGCUGUGAGGCUGAGCUGUUGCUGUCCUUAUAAACCAAGUCAAUUCUUGCUCUCGUGACCGUAUUCACGACGUAAUAUCCGCGCUUUUGUUCUGGUGAAAUCAAAUUGCUCUCUUGUUUUCCCCUCCGUCACGCAGAGAUCUGACGCGUCGUCUCGGAAGCUCUCAUGGGUUAUGAUUUUAUUGCCGUGCGUCCGUUAGAAUCAUGCGAUAAAGGAAUCUGUGGUGCUGUGUUCAAGCUGAUUCCCCACAAUACGCCACCCCAGGCUCAGACUUUAAUUACAGCCAAUGCCUUCCCUGUUUAUGUUUACCUGGGUGAAAGAUGACGCCGCCUCAAACACAACAUUCUUUCUGUCACCAAAGCUCGCGCUACACUACAAGUGCCCACUUGGUGUUGAGUCUGAGAGAUGUGGCGCCCGAAUGUAAAUGCUCUCCCUCCGUCCUUUCUGUUGCCUGUGGAAGCUGACGACGCAUAGUUUACAUUCUGCCCAGUUUACCUUGAUAACGGAGGCGCUUUCCCGUUUAGUGUAUUAUUUAUUGAAGUGUUGACCCCACAUGACAGACAACUUGGCUGGAUGCACACCGGAAGUUAGCUUUGUCCAUGAGUGUUCUGUGACAUGCAGCUCAGUUUCAGAUCUAUGGAGGGUUCUCUUGUUCAUCACAGAUUUUAAAGUCCCAAAUCAUUUUGUUUACCAAGGUCAUUCUGAUAAACUGGCUUUGUUGUUUUUGGUUUUUUUUGGCCGGGGGGAGGGUGUUCUGAUUCUGGAACAUGGCCAAGCUCAGCUUCGGAUUUUGAUCACAUUGGUGGGUUGAUGACGCUUCAUGAAACACUUCUACAGUCUUUCACUUUGAACAUCUAUCUUAAUGAAAUCAAGUCUUGGAGCACCACCUACUGAGCUCUGAAAUUGAGGACGCUGUUUCAUGAAAAUGUCAAUUUUCAGAGGCCACUAGGUGGUGGUCUCUGCUCUACGAUCUUCAGUUUUGAACUGCAAAUUGCUCAAUGAAUCCAUACGAGCUCAGUCUUUCAUGAAACCUCGCCAGCCCUUCACUCCUCAUUCAGGCCCACUCAUGCUCCCUUUACGGACAAAAUUGUACCCAUCCUUUUCAAACAAUGUUAGCAUCACGAAACACGUUGAUAUUGCUCUUCAUCAAUAUAUCCACCGGGGGCAGCCAAGAGUCAAAGUUUAUGACAGCAACAAACUCCAAAACAUGGCGACUGUGGAAGAAGUAUUGAUAAUGUAGCUCUUGCCAUUGUUAGGUUUUCAUCCUGCCUCAUUAAAGUAUCCACAUCUAUACGUAACGUUGAGCAUAAAUGGGCCUGCCGGUCUCAUAAUACAGCUGGUUUGUCUAGUUCCUGUUGGAGUCUUACACCGGAGAAUGGCUAGUUUCUAACUUCUUUUGCUUUUAAAAACUGGACAGUUUGCUGCAUCUCUGUUGCAUAGAAUACUGCUUACAGAUGGUUGAGAGGCAAAGCGACAUGUUGGCUCUGGAGAUCAACAUUACCUUUGUCGUUUUUCCAUUUCUCUUUACAUUACAUUGACUCGUUGACUUAUUUCGUUGUCAUCUCAAAUGCCGCCCAUCUUUAGUGUCCAAGGAUUUUCAGUUUCCUGACGUCUUUUUUAAAGCAAUAUUACUCUCACUAUUUAUUAUCCCUUCCAGAUUCCAUAAUAAGCUGUCGACUUACAUGGUUUGUCCUGACAUGAUGGUGAGUCGAAACCAAACCGAUCUGCUUGUCACUUCAAAAUGGUAAAUGUAUUACAGGAGCAUGAUGUGAGACUUAUAAAAGUGAAGUAAAUGACGUGCGAUCACCACUUUUACCAAAAACAGCUGAAGAAAAUGGUAAAAACUGACUGCAAGGUGUCCAUCGCUAUUGUUGCACUAUUCAUCGAUGUGUGUUUUAUAUCUCUGUUUACGUCAACAUAACUGCAAACAACAACAUUUAUGUCCGUUUUCUCGUUCAAAGCCGACAAGGUGUUGUUCUACGUCACAAUUUCCUUUUUAUUAGUGGCUGAUGUGAUCAGAAAACAACGUGAUCGGCCUGCUCUGAAAAUAAAGGCGCAUCAUUUCCCAACUCUUAUUUUCUACACUACUUUACAGAGCCAAUGUUAUAAUUUAAUUUGUGAAUUUUUCAGUUUGAAAAUAAAAUUCCCCAAAUGCAAUGACUAUGCAAAAAUAUAUAUAUGAAAAAACAGCCCAAUUAAAUCCCAUUGGUCGUCCUGUUGCGAGUAGAAUGUCUGGCAUUUCAUAUUUAUUAAAAAAAAGCACACUGUGGCGUGUAUGGCUGGAGGGGUGAGGCAGGACGUGUGAUGAGUUCGGAGGGUAGUUUAUGAAUUCAAAGGGCUAACCUCCACCACACCAUGAUUGAGGCACCCUGGACGCUCGAAGAAAACACUAAUAAAUACUUGUACAGUGCUGUGUUCUCAUGGCUGCUGUAGCGCUCGCUUGUUCUCUUAAAACCAAGCUUUCAUUGUAUGCAUUUUUUUUUUGUUCCAAGUGUGUUAUUAAUAGAUGUGAUGGCCCAAAUCUUUUCAGCGGGACAAGCCGUAUGCAGCAGAUGUUUGUGUGAGAGCUUUGAGCAUUCAGCCCCCACCCAGCCUUUUAUAUAAAUGUCCUCAGAGUUAAACAAAAAAAAAAAGUAUAUAGAUAUAUGGUUGGAUGGUUGUGUACGGCAUCGGAUCCUUCAUGUGUACCUGCGCCCAACAUAACCACUCAUCGUAGCUGGAUCAGUUUGUGAAUGAAAGAGGUGACGCUGACAUUUCAAUUUUUGUGGGUUGUUUUGAAAUGGCAAAAUAAAGUGGAUAUUACUAAUAA
Synchiropus splendidus (mandarinfish) is the source of this 5140-nucleotide messenger RNA. RefSeq names its product v-ral simian leukemia viral oncogene homolog Aa (ras related) (gene ralaa). Gene Ontology annotation, biological process: regulation of exocytosis; Ras protein signal transduction. Lineage: Eukaryota; Metazoa; Chordata; Actinopteri; Syngnathiformes; Callionymidae. Gene Ontology annotation, molecular function: GTPase activity; GTP binding; GDP binding. Gene Ontology annotation, cellular component: plasma membrane. The transcript has 5 exons. The record is from RefSeq and is a predicted model, not a curated record. The coding region runs from base 271 to 888 and encodes 205 amino acids.